Molecule: messenger RNA, 2028 nt
Organism: Ilyonectria robusta
Lineage: Eukaryota; Fungi; Ascomycota; Sordariomycetes; Hypocreales; Nectriaceae
Product: aspartic peptidase domain-containing protein
Exons: 3
Coding region: 345-1535 (396 amino acids)
Biological process (GO): proteolysis
Cellular component (GO): fungal-type vacuole
Molecular function (GO): aspartic-type endopeptidase activity
Source: RefSeq, a predicted model, not a curated record
AGACGUAAUCAGCUCCCCGCCCGAGCUCCCACAGCGCAGCGCCUCAGCGCCGAGCACAGUGCAUACCUGCUAGGUACCAGCCCCGUCGCCGAUAGAGGGAGCGCCCGAAACACACGCAAUAGCUCUCGCCCAGCUCCGUCAUUCCCUCCCCAACCUGGUCGCUCGACUUCCCUCCUCCAUCCUCCCCAUCUUAUCAUCUCCAUCAACUUGCCUUUCGACAUCCCUCGAAUCGCACCCUCUCGUCUUGUCGCAUCGCAUCUCACCGUAUUGAAGUGCGCAGGUCGAAUCGCUGCGUCUCGUGUUAUUGAUUGAUUUAUCCGUCUUCCGGACCCGUCGUCGUCAUCAUGAAGAGCGCUCUUCUCGCCGCAGCUGCGCUGCUUGGCUCCGCCCAGGCUGGCGUCCACAAGAUGAAGCUCCAGAAGAUUCCUCUCUCUGAGCAGCUGGCCACCAACUCCAUCGCGGAGCAUGUCCAGAACCUCGGUCAGAAGUACAUGGGCUCCGCUCGCCCCAACACUGCCGCCGACUACAUGUUCAAGUCCGAAGUUGCCAAGACCGAUGGCGUCCACCCCGUCCCCGUCUCCAACUUCAUGAACGCCCAGUACUUCUCCGAGAUCACCAUCGGUACCCCUCCCCAGACAUUCAAGGUUGUCCUCGAUACGGGCAGCUCCAACCUCUGGGUCCCCUCCCAGGAGUGCGGCAGCAUCGCCUGCUACCUCCACUCCAAGUACCAGUCUUCUGACUCGUCCACUUACAAGAGCAACGGCAGCGAGUUCGAGAUCCACUACGGAUCCGGCAGCCUGUCCGGCUUCGUCUCCAACGACGUCAUGUCCAUUGGCGACCUCGAGAUUAAGGGCCAGGACUUUGCCGAGGCCACCAGCGAGCCUGGUCUGGCUUUUGCCUUUGGCCGAUUCGACGGUAUCCUUGGCCUGGGCUAUGACACCAUCUCCGUCAACCACAUGGUCCCCCCUUUCUACCAGAUGGUCAACCAGAAGCUUCUGGAUGAGCCCGUGUUUGCUUUCUACCUCGGCGACCAGGAGGGCGAGAGCGAGGCUACCUUUGGUGGUGUCGACAAGUCCCGCUUCGAGGGUGAUAUUGAGUACAUUCCCCUCCGCCGCAAGGCUUACUGGGAGGUCGACCUCGACGCCAUUGCUUUCGGUGACGAGGUUGCCGAGCUGGAGAAGACUGGUGCCAUCCUUGACACCGGUACCUCCCUGAACGUCCUCCCCAGCUCCCUGGCUGAUCUCCUGAACAAGGAGAUGGGUGCCAAGAAGGGCUACAACGGCCAGUACACGGUCGAGUGCGACAAGCGCCAGACUCUCCCUGACGUCGUCUUCACCCUUGCCGGCUCCAAGUACAGCCUCCCUGCCACCGACUACAUCCUCGAGGUGUCUGGCAGCUGCAUCUCUACCUUCCAGGGCAUGGACUUCCCCGAGCCUACUGGUCCUCUUGUUAUUCUUGGCGAUGCCUUCCUCCGCCGAUACUACUCGGUCUAUGACCUCGGCAAGAACGCCGUUGGCCUGGCCCGCGCCAAGUAAAUGAUUUAUGGGGAGGAAAUAGCACAGACGAGCAGCGAAUACUGAAUUGAUACUUGUUCGGUUGGGAGAUUGGGUUGGCCAACUGGAUUAAUACCGCAGAUGUUGAUACUGGAGGGGCGGUGAUUGCGCAACGGUGCACAGUUCUCUCAUGUACAAUGCUACUUAAGUAAUAGGAUAUGUGAAUUACCCGCUGUAUUCGAUUUGACUAGUUCCCGUGCUGCAUGUUUGUUGGGCCUGCGUCGUAUUAAGCACCGGGAUGUCUGUACCUCGUCCUUGUGAUGUGUAAGAUAAGGCGGCGAGGUGGCCAAAGCCUGCAGAUGAUUCAGCUAUUCUUUGGGGAGUUGAGUUGGCGAAGAGAGCCCCGCCCAUGAGCGCAAUGAAUGAAAAAAACCCCUUGAUGGCCUUGCGAAAGGAGCUAAUAGCGAGCAACAAUGGCCAGUGGCAGGUCGGGAACUGUGCAGCCACGGGAACUGAGGACGGGAACUGGUACGAG